ACAGGAGAGUUGUUAGAUGGGAUCCGGGUGCCUUUCCUCCACCACAUUUGGAAGAUGCCUCGGUCUUUCACUCAAAAACUUGAUACUUAGACCUGUGGGAAGGACUGAGUCAAAUGCUGUCACCCCUUCUAUAAAUUCGUUCCAUCUGAAUUUGUCAAGGGAUAUUUGCUCUGGCUGGCUUAAAUCACAUCAGUUUGAUGGAGCAGUCCUGCAGUGACAAGAUUGCAGUAGAUAUAGAUCGCAGCAGACUGAAUAAAUGCAGCCUAUCACAAUGCAAGCCCAUGAAUUGUUUCGGCAUCUGCGAAUGCCAGAACUCGACGAUGUAAGGCAGUAUGUACGUACUCUUCCGACAAACACACUGAUGGGGUUUGGUGCUUUUGCAGCCCUGACAACUUACUGGUAUGCCACAAGACCUAAAGCACUGAAACCGCCAUGUGACUUAGCGAUGCAAUCUGUAGAAAUAGAGGGUGGAGAGUAUGCCAGACGCUCUGCACUACUUGAUAAUGAUGAGCCACUUGUUUACUAUUAUGAUGAUGUGAGAACGGCCUAUGAUAUCUUCCAAAGGGGCAUGCAUGUGUCAAACAAUGGACCUUGUUUGGGUGUAAGGAAACCAAAUCAGCCAUAUGAAUGGAUUUCUUACAAGGAGGUUGCAGAAAAAGCAGAAUGUGUUGGUUCAGCUCUUCUUAAUAGAGGCUUCAAACCAUCUCCUGACCAGUUCAUAGGACUCUUCUCUCAGAACAGACCUGAGGUAAUCAAAGAUCAUUAGUCCAAUAAAUCCUAUUAAAAAGAAUGUUUAAAAAUAGAGCUGUAGUGUUCAGUAAAAUGCUUCUAGCGGUGGAGAAUCUGUCCUGAUAGGCAUGAUUCCUGUCCUCCUGUUGCCUUGAGUAAUACUUGAGAUAUUUUUUUUUUGCUUUACCUUGAAAGAUACAGUUUUGCUUACCUUGCCAAAGCUAGUAUUUCUGUAAGUUGCCUGUAAUUCUGCGUUUAAUUGAACCUCAGAAAUCUUGGCAGCAUAAAACUAGCAUAAAUUAGUGCAAUUAACUACUGUUGCUUCUGACAGACCUUUAGAAAUAGUGCAUAGUUAUUGUUGUUUUUAAUAGUACAUGAGUUACAGAUAGGCCACUGUAUUUUUGAGAUUGCAGAUCACAAAAUUGAGUUUUAACUAUGAUAGUUAAGCAUUUUGCCUAUGCAUAUACUGGCUCAGUUUAUUUUUUAUGUUUUUCUUGUAAUUCAUAUGUAUUUGUGAAUUCAAUUUUCAUAAGAAGUUUUCACUAACCUGAUCCAGGAAAAUAGCUGUGAAAGUUAUUAAAUUUUUAUUAAGAAUGUUUAUAAGUUCCCAACCUCUUCACUUAGUGACAUUUAUCUUGCUGUCAUAUUAUCCCUUACUUUAUCAGCUUUACCCAGGAGUUUAUAAUGUUGGAAAUAUAUACAAAUGGUGAAAUAAUAUAUAGUUUUCAUUGCAACAUAUUACUUAGUUAAUCCAUUAAUUUAGAUUCCUAUAAUGCAAUAGCUCUCAAUCUUCAAUAUAAAGAAGUAGUCUAGUUAUGCUCUCUUCUGUGCAGGAAGUUUGAUACAAUGUCUAUUUACCCAUAGUUUUAUACAUACCUUUUUUUUCUAAUUCCUUUGUACUCCAUGUUCAGUAAUCUACGUGCCUAAAAUUAAUCUAGUGUUACAUAUCUAUGUUCAUAUCUUCACCCAUUGUGUGGGCUACAGUGUUAGUCUUUUAUGUCCUAACACAUAAUGACAUUGUAGGUUUCAGCUUGGUCACUAUUUACCAUAAUUAUCUAAUCUACAGAAUCUUUUUUUUACAUGUACACUCAACAGUUUAGCCUAGGAGUGUCAAACUGAAGGCCCACAGGCCGGAUCCAGCCCACAGGAUGCUUAAAUCUGGUCUGUGGGGCUGGCCUGGAAAUAACAAAGGGUACUGGUCCAGGGUGUCUCUGCUGGCCAAAACGCCCCUCAGGCCCCCGCAUGCAGACUGUUUUUGGCCCCUAUGGCCUCCGACAGCAGUCUGGUGGCCAAAAACAGGCCACAGUGGGACCUGUUUUUGGCCCCCACGACCUAAAGCAAUCUGGCAAUUGAAAAUGGGCUCCUACAGCAGUCUGGCAGCCAAAAAUGGGCCACGGGAGGUUCGGUUUAUGUUUCCUUCUCCGCCCCUUGCACUCUAUCUUCCUUCCUGUUGGCUGCUUUACACGUGAUUCCUGGCUUCAGGAAUAUGGAACAGGCCUAAUCCAAAGAGUUUGCAGUAUCUGUGGCUGUAUUGUGAUUUGUUUGGUUUUCACUUACAACUGGAUUGUAUUAUCUCCCCCAUAAUGGUUGUAAACAAUAUAGUGAGCCUAAAAACUUAAAAUACAGAACAUAAUUGGAUGUAGGAUAUAGUAGUAUGCACAAACUGUAAGAUUUUUUUAAUUGCAGUAUGUCAUGUGAAAAUGUCUAGUGGUUAUUUCUAAAUUAUGAUUUACUAUGUAAAGCUCAAAUGGCUGAAUUUACAGAACACAGAGUCAAAAUCAAAUCAUAUUAUGACUGGAUCGUGCAAAUCUGGCAGAUAGAAGGCAGAUGUUGUCAGAUAUGCAUAAAACCCAGUGAAGUCAGUGAGGUUUAAUUGUGUAUCCAGUUGUAGUCCAAAUGGACCUGGAAAUAUUUCUGCACAGCAUGCAUAUUUUCUGAAUCUUUCUAGACAUUUAGCAAUAUAUUGUAAUGAUUUUGUUGUGUUGUACAGUGUUCCUCUUUACAAUAGAUAUCUAGAAUAAAAAAAUAAUGUUUUCAAAAACUCUAUUAAAAAUAAAAAAUGGGAGGUCAGCUAAAGUAUUCUACAUAGAGAUAGUUAAUAUUUCAAAGGACAGAUUCAACAGGGAAAAGGGAAACCUGAGUUGAUAUUGCCUAAGCAUUAACAAAGCGUGUACAGUUUUGUUAUUUGGGGAUGGAGAAGUGCCAUAAAUAAGGCAGAUGGAUUAAUACACGAAGAAGACAAAAAGGAGAUGUGGAUGAAUUAAAGAGAAAUGAAUUGUUUUGCUUAAAAGUAUUUUAAGGUUCUAAAUGUUAAUUUAUCAUUCAACCCAGCAAGUAUAAAUAUAAUACCCUGUGGGUUGUUUAGGUUGUCUUAACCAGAGAUGGGCUUCAAAUCCCGGCACUACUAGUUUACUCGUGCAUGCAUCGCUUCUGCGCAUGCCAGGAAGCUUUUCCUCAUGCACAGAUGCGUCCAGGUGGGCGAACGGAGCCUCCUGCCACUGCCACUACUAAUUCGGCCGAUCCGGGCCGAAUUGGGAGCAACCCACCUCUGGUCUUAACUCACAUUAGGCUUUUAAACAUCUCUGUUCUGACAAUAUUAUGCAUAUAUUCAGAUCUGCUCCUAUACAAAAGAGUCAAGCUCCAUAGCAGCUGGGGACUCUACAUGUCUUUAAUCUCUACAUUAUGGAAUUGAGACUAUUUGUGCCAGAAAGUAAAUCUUACUUUGUCUGGAAUAACUGUUUUGAAUGCAAAGGGGAAAAAUGCAUCUUGAGCCUGUGUCAAACACCCACCAUGGCCACACCCUGACCAUGCUCACCCCGUCACUUUGAGGUCAAACAUGAUCUUGAUGUGUCCCUCAAUGAAAUCGAGUUUGACACCCCUCAUUUAGCCCAUUUAAAGUGCUAAAGUUUACAUUAAAUGGCCAAGUAGGAAACAAAAAGUGUAAAAACUUAGUUCAGAUAUCCUGUACUCUUAACUAGCACUAGCCCUUAGACUUCUAUACCACUAUAUAGAGUGCUACUAGAGCCCUCUUUAAGUGGUUUACAUAGUUUGCAUAUUGCCU
This is a messenger RNA of Thamnophis sirtalis, 3790 nucleotides long. NCBI's taxonomy places the organism in Eukaryota, Metazoa, Chordata, Lepidosauria, Squamata, Natricidae. The record is from RefSeq and is a predicted model, not a curated record.